AUGGCAGGUCAGUGGACGUUGCGGCGUCGGUCUGUGCGGCUGCUGAGCCGCUGCGCAGGUGCUCCGUUCGGUCUGCCGCGUCACUUUGGCCUCUCGUCGGCACCGAAUCCGCAUGUGCGCUUCGACGCUCGAGGCAACAAGCGCCAGUCGCAGAUGGACGCGUCGGGUUCCGGUAAGUGGGAGUUUAAGCACCACAAAAAGCAGCAGCAGCAGCCACAGCCGGAGGAAAAGAAGCGACGCACCCAUCGAAGAGCUGCGAAGGAGCCGCCGGUGUUCACGAACAAGUUUCAGAACUUGCUGAGCUUUGCGUUCGAAGACGUGGGCAGCGAGCAGCCGGUCCGCCUGCAGCAAAAGUCGCAACUAACCGACAGGCGAGAAACGUCGUCACUGGAUCUACUGGGCGCGAUUGGAGUCGAUGGCAAGGAGGAGGAAAGUGUGGAGCUCGAGUUGGCGCAGCUGGGACUGGACGCGGAGGACGACGGCGGGGACACGUUCUCGAAGCGACAAUCGCACGGGCGUCAAAAACCGCAAAAGUUUAAGCUGUUCUCCGACGAAAACGAUCCGUCCGCAGUCUUAGCGGCACUGGGCAUCCCCUCGGCUGGCGAUGGCGAUCGCCGGACAGAAUUGCCGGCGGUGAACAAUAGCCGAAAGGCGAUCAAGUUGAACACAAAGCGCAAGAAGGGAACGCGCAACUUGCUGAAGAAUUUCCAGUUUGAGCAUAGCAUUUUCGACUCAACGUCGGAUCUAUUUGGGGACAUUAAUUGGGAAGAUCCCGACGACCGCGAACGUCGACGCUUUCAGAGACAACAACGGAAGGAGGCCAAGCGCAAGCCAACGCCAGUGCUAUCAGCACAGGAAGUCGAGAUCCCGACGUCACUGACGGUCAAAGAUCUCGCCGAGCGCAUGAGUGUGAAGCCGCGUAUUGUCUUUCGCGCGCUCAAGGAUUUGGGCGAAAAUGGAUUGAAUGAAGAAUCAGUGCUGACUAGUGACAUUGCGGAGCUGGUGGUAGACUCGCAGAACAUGAUACCAGUCUUGCUUCCGCCCGAAUUUAUUGACCUCGAGCUGACGACGCCACCUGCGGAUUGCUCGAACUUUCCAUAUCGACCACCUAUCGUGUCGGUGAUGGGCCACGUCGACCACGGCAAGACCACGCUGCUGGAUGCCCUGCGGAAUUCGAAGGUUGCGGCUACGGAAGCCGGUGGCAUCACACAGCAGAUUGGUGCAUUCUCGGUGGAUCUGGGCAAGAAGUUCAAGUCACACGCGAAGGUCACGUUCAUUGACACACCCGGUCACGCGGCAUUCAGCAACAUGCGGUCACGUGGCUCAGAGCUCACCGAUUUGCUCGUACUUGUGGUAGCUGCAGACGACGGCGUGCGCCCCCAGACUGUGGAAGUAGCACGGCUGGCACUCAAAAACAACGUACCGCUCGUGGUGGCCGUCACGAAGAUGGACAUGCACGAACAUGAUCGAGAGGAGGUGAUCAAUCGUCUUGGAACAGAGUUGUUGAACCAGGGAAUCGUGGUUGAAAACAUGGGAGGUGAAACGCCUUUGGUAUGUGUGUCAGGAAAAACGGGUGAGGGACUUGACCAGCUCAAAGAAACUAUUGCUCUCCAUGCUGAGAUGCUGGACCUGCGUGCUGACACGGAGGCAGCGGGUGAGGCCAUUGUUCUUGAGGCAAGUGUGGCGCGAGGUGUCGGCACCCAAGUAGAUGCGAUCGUGAAGUGGGGCAUGCUCAAGCAGGGUUCAUAUGUUGUGUGCGGACUAGAGUAUGGGAAGGUCCGUGCCCUCGUCGAUCAGGCGGGUAAACGCGUGAAGCAAAUGGCUCCUGGUCACCCCGCGAGAGUGAUUGGGUUGAAGGGUUUGCCUGAAGGCGGUAUCGCUUUGUUGUCGGUGCCCAGCGAAGACCGGGCAAAGGAAGUUGUGGCGGCCCGUCAGGCCAUGCUCGAUUGGGAUCAAAUGGCAAGGGCAGAUGAUGAAGAAGCGGAGACUCGAAGCGAUGACGGUAUUUUGAGACGACGUCGCCGUUUUGCAGGUGCACGCCGAAAGUGGGAGCAAGUGGAAUUGAGACGGCGUGAGGCUGUUGAUGAAGCCAAGCGUGUGGCAGCACUCAAACCUGGGGACGAAGGGUACAUCGCGAACGUGGUUCCGAUCAUUGUCAAAACGGACUCGGUGGGCGUCAUCUCGGCUAUCGACGAGCUCAUCGCAUCCUUACCGAGCGAUGAGGCAGCGAUAAAGUGCGUUAUGUCUGCUGUCGGGCCCGUCACAUCUUCCGAUCUUUCAAUGGCUCAGGCAACUGGAUCUACAAUCUACUCAUUUAAUAUCAACCACGCCGCCUCUAUUGAGCAAGAGGCAUUGCAGAAAGAGGUGACUUUGCGUCGGCACCGGGUCGUGUACAGUUUGCUGGACGACAUCAAGGAACUCUUGCAGGAGAAUCUCAAGGGUGUGGUAGUGCAUGAGGUGAUCGGUAUCGCUGAGGUGAUUCAAUCCAUCCCUAUCUCGACGUCGGCGACCCGCAGUACCAACAUUGCGGGUUGCAAGGUCACUUUCGGCUCGCUCAACAUGCAGGCGAAGUACCGACUGGUGCGUGAUGGCGAUACGAUCAUCGAAAACGUGGACAUGGCGUCCAUGCGUCACUUCCAGCAGAAGGUGUCAGAAGUGAACAAGGGUCAGGAGUGUGGACUUCAGCUUGUGGGCACGGACGACUUUCAGCCUGGCGAUAUGCUUGAGGCGUACACGACAAAGGUGGUCAAGCCCGAGAUUUAG
This is a messenger RNA of Hyaloperonospora brassicae, 2763 nucleotides long. The record is from the annotation of a GenBank genome assembly. NCBI's taxonomy places the organism in Eukaryota, Oomycota, Peronosporomycetes, Peronosporales, Peronosporaceae.